AUGAACACCGCGAAAUGUAUUUCCAUUAAACACGUCUCAACUUCUGAACAUAAUGAGAAGGUAGUGAUAAUCAGUGUAGCUGGUGCAUUCCGUAAAGGAAAGAGCUUCCUUCUGAAUUUCUUCCUCGAAUACCUCUACAAUCUACACAAAUCUCAACAAAGUGAUAGUUCACUCGAAUGGUUGACUGAUGAUUGUCAACUACAUGGAUUUCAUUGGAGAGCCGGAGUCAAGAGGGAUACUGUAGGCAUCUGGCUAUGGGGUGAACCAAUUAUGAUCGAAUCGGUGACGGGAGAAAUGUUCGCUGUUCUAUUGAUGGACACCCAGGGAACAUUCGACAACAAUUCAACAUAUCAACAAUGUAUGACGGUUUUUGCACUAUCCACAAUUGUUAGUAGUGUACAGAUAUACAACGUAGUGGACAAUAUUCAAGAAGACGCUCUUCAACACCUCUCACUUUUCGUGGAAUACGGUAGAAUGGCUAUGGAACAACCACAUAAUUUUGGGAAGCCCUUUCAGCAAUUAGUAUUCUGUGUCCGAGAUUUCAAAAAUCAAGAGGAAUACGAAUUCGGUGAAAACGGGGGAACCGACUUCCUCGACAACAUUCUGCAAACGAAUCCAGAACAACCGGAGGAAAUAAAAGCAGUUCGCGAGUUGUUGAGAGAGUAUUUCGAGGAUAUUCAGUGUUAUUUACUCCCACAUCCUGGAUAUAAAGUUGCAGAACGACAGAGUUUUAGAGGGCAUGUUAAAGAUCUCCGCCCACUCUUCCGUGAAGAACUCAAGAAAAUGGUUCCCAACCUACUAGGACCCCAUAAUUUGAAACCGAAGAUAGUCAAUGGAAAGACUGUAACAUGCCGUAAAAUGAUACAAUAUUUCAAAGAAUACGCGGCAUCAUUCGACGGAGAAACCCUUCCACAACCACAAAGUAUUCUGAAUGCAAAUGCAAAGUUGAUAUGUAUUGAGGCGGCGCAUGAAGCGAAAGUGAACUAUUGUCGUGGAAUGGAUAGAUCCACGUAUGGAACAAGAAUGAUGUCAGAGAAGAAGUUGUUGGAAGCACAUAUUAAACAUGGAAUCACUGCAUUGAAUAUUUAUGAUAAAUGCCCCAAAAUUGGAUCAAAAGAAGUCAGAAGUCUUCUACUCGAAAAGCUUCAGGAGGAUAUUAAUGCAGAACUGGAACGGUACAAAAGAUUAAACGAGGCAAAGAGAGUAACAGGAUGUGCAUCUGCAAUGUUGGCAUGUGGAGAUUCUGUUUUUCUGGGAAUCGGAUUGGGAAGUGCUGCCAGUGGAGCUAUUGCAGGUGCAGUUCUAACCCUGCAAGCAGGCGUCGUCAGUCUGGGAAUUGUGGCCAUCCCAAUAUCUCUGACAACUCUAUUCUUCAUUUGGGCAUAUGUUUGGACGAAACCGUGCUUUGAGAAGAUUACGAAUAAGAAUAAAUAG
Molecule: messenger RNA, 1434 nt
Organism: Caenorhabditis remanei
Lineage: Eukaryota; Metazoa; Nematoda; Chromadorea; Rhabditida; Rhabditidae
Exons: 9
Coding region: 1-1434 (477 amino acids)
Biological process (GO): endoplasmic reticulum organization; protein homooligomerization
Molecular function (GO): GTPase activity; GTP binding
Source: RefSeq, a predicted model, not a curated record